This is a messenger RNA of Sphaeramia orbicularis (orbiculate cardinalfish), 4570 nucleotides long. RefSeq names its product zinc finger protein 384 a (gene znf384a). Gene Ontology annotation, biological process: regulation of transcription by RNA polymerase II. Lineage: Eukaryota; Metazoa; Chordata; Actinopteri; Kurtiformes; Apogonidae. The record is from RefSeq and is a predicted model, not a curated record. Gene Ontology annotation, molecular function: DNA-binding transcription factor activity; RNA polymerase II cis-regulatory region sequence-specific DNA binding.
GAAAUAAUGGACGAUUCCCAUUUCAACUCAUCAUACUUUUGGUCUCCCGUCCCCACUGUACAAGGACAGAUCGAGAACGCCAUGUUCCUGAACAACAAGGAGCAGCUAGGUCCAGAGAAGACCAAUGCUCCCUCCUUCCCACACUCUUCUGCGUCUUCCACUUCCUCGCCCCACUACCCCACAGCUGUGCUCGCCAUCCCCAGUUCAGUGGAUGCAGGGCGGGUGCGUGUGGUCCCCAAACAGGAAGGAGGUGGGGGUAAUACAGGAGUAGGAGGUGGUGGCAGCACAGCCUUGAGUGCAGUCGGGGGACAUCUACAUCAGUCACACACCUCCCAGAACGUCACCGUUGUGCCUGUUCCCUCCACGGGUAUCAUGACUGCAGGUGAGCGCGGAUUAGUCAUCACCACCCCUCAAGGCACACUGGUCCCCACUGCCUCCACACAGUCAUUUGUCUCCGGACCCCCAACUGCUACCACCAUGAUAGUGUCUGCACUGCACGCGUCAAGUGGAGACAAGAAGGAGGAUCUUGCUGUCCCUCCUGCAGUUGUCAUGCCAACACCAUCAAAGCGAGGCAGGAAGAGCAAACAGAUGAUGGGCAGAGUGACUGGAGUGGGUGGAGUCCUCCCUCCAGGAAGUGAUGCUUUAAUAUUGGCCCACCUCGCAGCUGGUGGACAGCACCAUCCUGCUGACCCAUACGACCUGUCAAAUGAUGAAGAUGAACACACCAACAAAGACGGUCCCAAAUCCUACAGGUGUCGGAUGUGUGCAGUUACAUUCUUCAGCAAAUCAGACAUGCAGAUCCAUGCCAAGUCCCACACUGAGGCCAAGCCCCACAAGUGCCCCCACUGUUCCAAGUCAUUUGCCAACUCCAGCUACCUGUCCCAGCACAUCCGCAUCCACAGCGGGGCCAAGCCCUACACCUGCACCUACUGCCAGAAAACGUUCAGGCAGCUCAGUCACCUACAGCAGCACACACGAAACCACACUGAGGCCAAGCCCCACAAGUGUCCCCACUGCUCCAAGUCGUUUGCCAACUCCAGCUACCUGUCCCAGCACAUCCGCAUCCACACCGGGGCCAAGCCCUACAGCUGCUCCUACUGCCAGAAAACAUUCAGGCAGCUCAGUCACCUACAGCAGCACACACGGAUUCAUACUGGUGACCGACCAUACAAGUGUAACCAUCCUGGCUGUGAGAAAGCUUUCACUCAGUUGUCUAACCUACAGUCUCACCGUCGGCAGCACAACAAAGACAAACUCAAGUGCCACAACUGUAACCGUGGUUACACAGAUGCUGCUAGCCUCGAGGUUCACUUGUCCACACAUACUGUCAAACAUGCUAAGCUGUUCUCCUGUGGCCUCUGUAACCGGUCCUACACCUCGGAGACUUAUCUAAUGAAACACAUGAGGAAGCACAACCCUGACCCAUUAACAGUGGCAGCAACAGUGGCUGCUCAGCAGGCCCAGGGUCUUACACCAGGAGGGGGAGGAGUGAGGGGCCGCGGCCGUGGCCGAGGGAGAGGAGGCGCAGGCAGAGCAGGACCGCUCCAAAGUCCGGCCAACCCUAACAGUGCCAGCCAGAACCCAAACCCCGGACCGCCUGGCAGCUACCAACCGCCACAGCAGCCCACAGAGGCUGUAGUUCCAUGUCCCUUUGACCUGCACCAGUACAAGACAGUGGCAGCCAGCGAGAUCCAGUAUAAACCGGUCACUGUGGCAGACCUGCCAGUGGUCCACAAAGACCUCUGCCUAACGGUGUCCACUUCAGCCAUACAGGUGGAGCACAUGAACUCCUAGGUCGUGUUUCCCAUCAGUUCAAGGAAUACUAAUCAUGUCUGCAAUGAAAAAAAGGUUCUUAUAGACAAGUAAUUUAAAUGCAUUCAGUAAUACUGUCACUUACUGGUAAAAACUGGCCACAAGGGGUGAAAAGUUUUUACUUUGCAUGGAAACAAUCAUGCACAAGAGUAUUUAAAAUUUUUGUAGCUGCAGGGAGUGGCUUUAUAGAGAUGUUUUCCCGUGAUUUUGUAGUUCAAAUGGAUUUUUGCCCAUCAGUCAACAUCAAUGUGAAAGGCUGAUGAGAAUGUGGCACUUUUACAGUCCUUCCAGAUGCUCAUAACAGAGUUUCUACAUCCAGUGGCUGAUUGGAUGCAGUUUUGUGAUUUGAAAGUAAGCACUGUGAAACGUCUCAGCCCAUCACAGCGUGUUGUGUCAGAAUGUGAAACAUAAGAAGGGCUUUGAUCAUGUAAAAAUAGCAUCUUGACAGUUUUAUUUGCAAAAACGAAUAAGAUUCUCAGAUGAGAUCGGUUUAGAUUUUCCCAAGGAUUUGUGUGACCUAAAUUCACAUAGGUCUGUUUAUUAAAACAAGUCUAAUUCUUCCACCCUAUGGCAGUUUUUUACUUGGAUACUGAAUGCACUUUUAAAUUACUUGUUAAAGCACAGAUAUAUUACUGUGUUUCUCAGUUCCUGUGCCCACUGGUGGCAAACAUCUCUCAGUAGACAUGCUGGUGAAAGACUCUGAUAUACUGUUGGUAGUUUAAUCCACAGCCUACAGUCACAUUUCUCCACUCUGAGAAGAUUUCAAAUCCUAACCUGAAAUGGGCUUUGGCUUUUAGACCAUUGUGAAUGAGAUGGAGAAGAAAAUGUGACAUGAACCUCAAAAAGGCAUUCGGUUUUAACUCAACUCCGACUAUAAUUAAAUGGACCAGUUAUGUUUUUGUAAAACAGCCACAAUACACAGAUCUGAGACCAGCAGUACUGCUCCAAGAACCUUGAUAAAAGAGGCUCACUGGUGUCCCUUUUCUUUCUUGUCAUCACAUUCUUCAAAAUAUCACACUAUUAAAGUAAUUGUUUCUGUAAAAUAAAAAAUAAGAUAUUUUCUGGACAGUCAUGUUCCAGAGAGUAAACUCAUUUUCAUAAACAGUCAGGUCACUUUAAUCUGGACAUCCUUCAUCAAUCUGAAUCUGUUUCAUGCCAAAACAAGGUGGGGAGGACAAGGAAUGAAAGACUGCAGAGAUUCUCAGUUGUAGCUGAGAUGGCAGGGCUGGUAUUGAUCAGAAAAUGGAGGGAGGGCUGAGUAAAUACAUUUGAAUGACUUUAAAGAGACACUGUGCCAUAAACAGCAGAGGCUGGAAGAGAAAGACUGGAAUGGAGCCUGAAAAAACACCACAGGGGAAGAGGAACAGCAGGAAGAAAAGGAUGUGGUGUUCAGUGGGAUGUGGCUAAAGCCUGGGGCAGACUCUUAAAGUUGAUUUCCUAAAUCGUGUCCUUAUUUUCACCCACCUCCCUUCAAACAGCAAGUAACUGAGGAACCUCUCUGUAACAGAGGCCAAAGUACAAAAGAGAUGGAACAGUUCAAGAAUGCACUAAAACUGAGGAAUCUGCAGCAGAGCAAAACUGAAACCAGAGGGAGAGAUGUGGUAAUUGGGGUGGGGAUGGGGGGGCAUAAUGAAAGCACUUGAUGAAGCUUGUACUUCACCGCCUAUGUUUGUCAUCAUUGUACUUUUUUUAUAUAUCAUAUGUAUGUAUUUUUCUACCAACAGAAGAACGUGUGAACAAACAUGAAGAGAAAGCAAAGUGUGUGCAUGAAUGUGAAAGAAGCAGAGAGAAAAGGUUUUGUCCCAUUUUUAUUUUAUUUUAUUAUUGGGUUUUUGUUUUUUGUUUUUUUUUUGUACUGUUCAAGGACAGUUAUACGAUCCUCCAAGUAAUGAAAGCCCAUCUCGGCAUCGUCAGGGUGGCUGCUGGGGAAAUAAUGAUUGUGUGAUAAAAAUGGCUGACAGGUACUGUUAUCAAUCUUUUUUUAAGAACUUUUCAUACAUAUUAUUACUACUUUCAAACUGUAUUGCAAAUGUUAUCCACAUUAUUAUCAAUCCGAGGCAUUAUUGUAUUGCAGUAUGCUGUACAUAACAUAGAUAGAACUUUUUCAUCUGUAAAAGGGAAGUAUGUCCUGUGUAAAGCAUAUAUGGAAAUGAAAGGAACUCAAAUUAACAAUAACCAAAUAACUGGCUUUGUCUCAGGUCACCUUUUGUGCUGAUUUACCAUUCCUCGUUCCACUUAAAAGGCACCAUGGUUCCAUUUUGGUAAAUUGAUAGACGAAUCACUGACUGUCAUUAGCACCAGUUAAACAGGUCUGUUGUAGCUCUGUGAUGAAGUGAUCAAAUUCAGUCUGAGAAUCAAACCGUCACCUGUGAGAACUCCUCCAAAAACACUGAACACCCUUUUACAAAUGACCCAGGAGUCUCAAUAAUGAAAUGUGGCUGUGCACUGGUGACCUGGGACACUGCUGCCAUGUUUUCAUGCACAAGCUAUCUCUACCCAUUCAAAUGUUCAGGCAGCCUUUACAACUGGCUGCUUGUCUUCAUGUAUACUCCUUGUAUUUCAUUGUGUCUUUUUAUGAAAAAUAACACACUCAAUAUUCUUGUUAAUAUUAUUGAUGCUCCUGAUAAUAAUCCAGUUAUUAACUGCCCUCUUAUGCUACACUCUUGCAUACUGUAUGCACAGUUACACCUCUUGCUCAUCUGAUCAGACUGUUUCUUCCCUCAAGGAGAAUAAAGUUGGAAAACAGUUUAUGAUGAAA